AUGGCCUCCCAACCGAUAACCUACAUAGUCGGUAUAUCCGGCCCCUCAUCCAGCGGCAAAACAACCCUAGCCCGCCUCCUCCACCAAAUCUUCUCCGACCUCACCACCGGCCAGGCCAACAAACUACACACAUUCAUAAUCCACGAAGAUGACUUCUACCACCCAGACAACAAAAUCCCCUACAUGACCCUCCCAUCCGGCGCCAAAAUCCAAGACUGGGACACACCCACCGCAAUAAACACAACCGCCCUCUCAAACUCCCUCACCCACGUCCAAAAAACAGGCCACCUGCCCCCGACCCAAUCGAGCAAAGAAGACCAAAACACAUCAGGCCCGCCCGUCGUCCCAGAAUCCCUCAUCGCGGAACUGCGCUCGCUGGUCCAGACCCGAUUAUCCUCGACCUCGACCUCGACCGCGUCAACACCUUCCUCAAUCGCUUUUCUGGAGGGAUUUCUCCUCUUCGCGCCGCCGGUAGAUCAGCCCGGGAAAUGGGCUGAUUCGCACCCCUCACGACCUAUCCAUGAGAAAAUUCAUCUAUCGCUUUUCUUGCCUGCGGUCUAUAGUGCUGUGAAGGUGAGGAGGGAAGGGAGGGAUGGGUAUGUUACCAUUGGCGAACAACCUGCUCCGGGACCGGGGAAUUUAUCCUCGACUGAAUCUGAAUCUGGGUCUUUACCUGUUGAGAAAACGGGUGAGGGUGGGGAUAGUCUUGAUGGCCCUGCUGAGUUGAAUUUCUGGGUCGACCCGCCGGGUUACGUGGAUGAUGUUGUUUGGCCGAGGUAUUUGAAGUAUCAUGACUGGUUGCUUGUUCCGGUUGAUCGGGAUGCGGCUGAGAGGGGGGAUUUGGUGGAGGCUUUUGGUGAGGGGGGAAGUGUUAUACUGAUGUUGGUGUGA
Messenger RNA from Penicillium manginii, 891 nucleotides. Its product is annotated as ribosylnicotinamide kinase. The coding region runs from base 1 to 891 and encodes 296 amino acids. NCBI's taxonomy places the organism in Eukaryota, Fungi, Ascomycota, Eurotiomycetes, Eurotiales, Aspergillaceae. The transcript is spliced from 2 exons. Gene Ontology annotation, cellular component: cytoplasm. The record is from RefSeq and is a predicted model, not a curated record.